CCCUGGUGGCACCGUGAGCUGAGUGGGAUGCCUGCUUCCUGGGGGCCUGUGCCCGGACAGGGCCCCCCGAGGGGGCUGCUGGGCGUCCUCGACACCGCCCCACUCCUUGGGCGGGCCCCCAGUCCGACGGGCCGCCAGUGCCCGGAGGUGUGCGUCCCUGACGGGCUCUUCCUAGGCCUGGGGCUGGUGAGCCUGGUGGAGAACAUGCUGGUGGUGGCCGCCGUCGCCAGGAGCCGCAGCCUGCACUCGCCCGCCUACUUGUUCGUCGGCUGCCUGGCUGUGGCCGACCUGCUGGUGGGCGCGAGCGGCCCACUGAGGACGGCCAUCGCGCUGCUGCUGGAGGCAGGCACCCUUGCCGCUGCGGCCGCUGCGGCGCAGCCACUGGCCGACGUCCUCGAUGUGCUCGCCUGUGGCUCCGUGGUGUCCAGCCUCUGCUUCCUGGCCGUGGACCGCUACCUCUCCAUCUUCUACGCGCUGCGGUACCAGGGCAUUGUGAGGCUGCCCAGGGCAUGGCCGGCCAUCGCGGCUGUCGGCGCCGGUGUCACCUCCAGCACCCUCUUCGUCACCCACUCCGCCCACACAGCUGUCCUGCUGGGUCUCGUCAGCUUCUGGGCGGUUAUGCUGACGCUCCCGGCGGUGCUGCCUGUCCGCAUGCUCGCCCAGGCGUGCCGGCAGGCCCGCGGCCUCUCCCAGCUGCCCAGGAGGCAGCACCCGGCCCCCCAGGGCUUCGGCCUGAAGGGCGCGGCCACGCCUGCUGCCCUGCUGGGCAGCUUCCUCUGCCGGGGCCCCUUCUUCGUGCGCCUCCUGCUCAUUGUCCUGUGUCCUCAACACCCCACUUGCCACUGCGUCUUCCAGAACUUGCGCCUCUUCCUGGCCCUUGCCGUCUGCCAUGCCAUCUCAGACCCCCUCGUCUACGCCUUCCGAAGUCAGGAGCUCGGGAAGACGCUCCGAGAGCUGCUGCUCUGCUCCCGGGGAGGCAGGGUGCUGGGCCGAGGGAGGUGCAGCUACUGCAAGGGCCGACUCCCUUGUGACCAGGGCAGUCAUUUGCCAAUGAGGACAGGCUAGACGGUCUCUGGAGGUGUGGGCUCACGGACCCAUUGGAGCCAGAGAGGGAGCAGCAUGAACGUUCAGGA
Molecule: messenger RNA, 1133 nt
Organism: Pteronotus mesoamericanus
Lineage: Eukaryota; Metazoa; Chordata; Mammalia; Chiroptera; Mormoopidae
Gene: MC1R
Product: melanocortin 1 receptor
Biological process (GO): adenylate cyclase-activating G protein-coupled receptor signaling pathway; regulation of metabolic process
Cellular component (GO): plasma membrane; cytoplasm
Molecular function (GO): melanocyte-stimulating hormone receptor activity
Source: RefSeq, a predicted model, not a curated record